AAAUCUCAUAGAAGAAGUGCAGUGACGUCCCAAGGAUCCCGUAUAGAUAUCGCCACUAACUACCACAGAGUAAUAACCUCACCAGUAUUACCAUUUCUCAUCUUAAAAUUAUUUAAACGUAACCACACUGCUAACAUUAUGACUAACCUUGAAUUAAGACCAAAAGACAAAUUAUUGUUUUCAAUCAUUUUUACGUAUAGCCAGUGUUGACUUUGUGGCAACCGCAGCCAGGCCAGCGUCUUCAGAGAGAAGGCAGUUUUUUUUUUGAGAAGCAGGUUGCAGUUGUAAAUAAGAACUUGUUCUCAACUUGCCUACCUGGUUAAAUAAAGGAGAGCGAGGACAUGUCCUAGAUCAGUUCUGGGCACCCUGGAGGCAACGCUCAGCUUUAUGUUCACGUGAGCAUCAGCCCAUAUCACACGGGAAGUGGGCAAAGUGUCCCGAGACGUUACAAAAGCUAGCUGUCUAACCAGUCGUGGUUGUGACGUGAGUAGGGCAAUAUGAGUCGGGAGAGGGAAACGUUGCUGGACGAAAUUGAACUGAGUUUAUACACUUUAUCUGAGGACAAUUUACAUUACUUGUGCGGACGUUGUGGAAUAGGGGGCAAGGACGGAUCAGAAGUCAAAGGGAAGAGUCAGCGCUCGUUGCGUCGUAUAGUAGGGGAGUAUUGUGAAAAUGUAAUUAUAAUGGAUUCAGAGGACCAGGGAAUCUCUCAGUUACUCCAGCUGAAAGAAGACAUCAAAGGAAUACAGAUAGAGGCUAGCAAUGUGCCUACAAGUCCCAGCCAGUCAGCGACGGUAGAGGUGGACAGGUCACACGCAAGCGGCGAUGGUGAACCGAAUGAGGGAGGGGCUUGGUUACCCAACAACAGGCAGCCGGCGGAUCCAUCUCCAGAGUGGCUCAUUAUACCACAGCAGAGGGAGUCACUGCUUCCUGAUUGUGACAGUGGAGCCCAGUCGUUACAGCAGGAUGCAACGGUGCUGCUGGAGGACUGCAGGUUUAUGCUGGGGCAGAGAUUCAACAUCAAAGUGGAAAAGGAGGAGGAUCUGAUUUCAGCCUUUGCUAAUGCAGGAGUGUGUCCUCCUGAGUCCUCAGACUCAUCAGUGGAGGCAUUGUCUACAUCAGGCGUGCAACACCAGGAAGUUGACAAAGGAAAGAGCCCUCGACGUAAGAAGAGCUCCACAAAACUAUUACACCCUCAACGACACGUGCAGCCACAUUCUGGAAAGACGUCUUCCCACUGUUCAGAUAGCGAUGAUAGUUUCUCUUCUGUGAGUUCUUACCAAUGCCCUGAAUGUAAGAAGAGAUUCUCUAGCAAUGCAGGUCUUCAAAAACACAUGCGAAUUCAUAGUGGUGAGAGGCCUUUCCAGUGCUCACAGUGUGACAAGAGUUUCAUUAAUAGUUCAAAUCUUUAUCAACACCUGCCAGUGCACUCUGGAGAGAAGCCUCACCACUGCUCUGACUGCGGGCGAACUUUCUCUACAGUGCGGUAUUUAACGAAACACAAGCGUCUACAUUCAGGGAUUAAGCCUUUCUGUUGCCAUCAGUGUGACAAGAGGUUCAUCAGAUCAGACCAGUUAAAAGUUCAUAUGAUGGCACAUACUGGCGAGCGGCCUUACCAAUGUGGUCAGUGUGAGAAGAGUUUUAAAAUUAAGUCAAAUCUUAAAGACCACCUGUUAUUACACAAGGUGGAGAUGUCUCACCACAGCCCUGACUGUGAUCAAAGUUUCUCCACUGACGAAACUUUAAAGGAACACAUGCUGUUACACACGGGAGAGAAACCUUUCCAUUGUCUGCAAUGCGACAAGAGGUACAAUAGGUCAGAUGCGUUAAAAGAUCAUAUGAUGACUCAUGAGGAGCAGCCUGAUUCUCAGCCUAGUUCUGCUAAUAGGUCACCAAGUUCCAGACAUGAAGAACAAGGAUGUCAGGAAAUAUCACAUGCUGUCAAAAAAAGCUCAGAUCUUAUUCAACACCUGCAAGUAAAUUCUGGAGAGAAGCCAUUCCACUGUCUGCAUUGCGAGAAUAGGUACAGUACUUCAGAGGAGUUGAAAGAACAUAUGAAGACUCAUGCUGAGGAGCAGCCUGGUUCUGAGAAUAGAUCAAUUACCAUAAAUGUAGAAAAACAAUAUCAAGAGAUGGCCCAUACUGUCGAAAAACCUGACCGUAGCCCUGACUGUGGAACAGAUUUCGCUCAACAAGACAACCUGACAGAACACCAGCAAACAAACACUGGGAAAAAGUCUCACCACUGCCCUGAAUGUGGGAAAAAGUACCAUAGCGCUUCACAUUUCAAAGAACACCUGCGUUCACACACUGGUGAGAGACCUUACCAGUGUUCUCAGUGUGCGAAGACUUUCACAAAACAAAUACAUCUUAAGCGGCAUCUGUACUCACACUCUGGAGAGAAACUUUACCAUUGUGAAAAUUGCAAUUUAUAUUUCCUAAAUGCAUUGGAAUUGAAAAGACACAAGCACACUGGAAAGAAGCCUCACCAAUGCUCUGUCUGUAGUGUUAGUUUCCCUUUAUUAGAAGAUCUAAAAGCACAUGAAAGGAUUCACACAGAGAAUCCUCACCACUGCUCUGACUGCGGGAGAAAUUUCUCUACCGCAGGUUGUUUAAAGAAACACAAGCUGUUACAUUCAGGAGAGAAACCUUUCCACUGCACACAGUGUGAUAAGCGGUACACCAGAGCCGACCAGUUAAAAGAUCAUAUGAAAAUACAUUCUGAAGAGAAGCCUUACCAAUGCCCUGUUUGUGAGAAGAAAUUCCAUGAUUCUAGCAAAUUAAAAGUUCACCAGAGAGCAGUGCAUACAGCAUCUUCUUACAUUUGCUCUGACUGUGGAAAGAGCUUUGCUCUACUGGGCAACCUUAAUGCCCACCAGCGAACUCACACUGGGGUAAAGCCUCACCAGUGCCCCAUCUGUGAAAAGAGAUACUCAAAACGAUCACAUCUUAAAGAACAUGUGCGUAUACACACUGGUGAGAGACCUUACCAGUGCUCUCAGUGUGAAAAGACUUUCACAACACAAACAGGUCUUAACCAUCACCUGUACACACACACUGGAGAGAAGCCCCGUCACCACUGUCCAGAUUGUAACGAAAGUUUUACAUCUUGGAGACCCUUUAAGAGACAUAAACAACAACACACUGGAGAGAAGCCUCACCUGUGCUCUAACUGUGGUCUUACCUUCCUUAUAGAAGAAGACCUAAAAGCACACGAAAGGAUACACACUGGAGAGAAGCCUCACCACUGUUCUGAGUGCGGGAAAGGAUUCUCUUCAGAAGGUAAUUUGAAAAAACACAAGCGGUUACAUACUGGAGAGAAACCUUUUCAUUGUACGCAUUGUGAUGAGAAGUUCACAAGAUCAGAUCGGUUGAAAGUUCAUAUGAUGGCGCAUAAUGGAGAGAAACCAUACCAAUGUCCUGAAUGUGAGAAAAGCUACAAUAAUUCCACCCAAUUGAAAAAUCAUCAGAGAAUAAUACAUAGACAAGAAAAACCGUACCUUUGCUCUGACUGUGGAAAGAGCUUUGGUAAACUAGGCAACCUUACAGACCACCAGCGAAUGCAUACUGGGGAGAAGCCUUAUGUCUGCCCUGAGUGUGGAAAACAGUUUAGCCAUGGAAAACACUUAAAGAUACAUCAGCGUGAACAUACUGGAGAAAAACCGUAUAAAUGUCUUGACUGUGAGAAAUGUUUCACCCGGGUAGAUUACCUAAAAACACACCAAGUUACGCAUAGGCCUCCUCACAUGCUCUCUACUGGAGUUAAACCACAUCGCUGCUCUGACUGUGGGAAGCGUUUCAGGCAGAUUUCUGGCCUUAGAGCACAUCAGCAAACCCACACUGGAGAAUCUCUUUAUGACUGUACUGGAUAUGAAAAGAGUUUUGUAAACCUGUAAAAUCUAAACUUUUGAGAAGCCUUACCACUGCUUUGACUAUGGGAUCAACAUUUCCCAAUUGGGGACCUUUUUUUAGGAGACACCAGGUCACAAAACACAAUCAUUGUCCUAUCUGAAUAGCCUGGUAUGGUGGCCUGAACAUGGAAAAGGAGUGGUAAUUAUUACUAUGUUACCAUAUUUAGACUUUUACUUUGCUACCAUGCUUAGAUCACCUUUUGUAGUUGGCAUGUGAAUAUACUGUUUAGUUAGCGUAGGAUGAUGUGCAAUCACAAUAGAUAAGCUACAGUCUCCUACUCAACUGUAACUUGAAGUGGUUUAAAUGUCUGUUUGGUCAAUUAUUCCGAUGUCAGAUAAUAAAGAUACUUUUCCUGUGAAAAAAGUCACCCAUCCAGUCCUUUCAAAUGUACUGCAUGGACACAGUGUAAUAAUUGUACCUUUACUGAGCCGAGUCAAGUCGCACUGGCCUGGUAACACAUCCAUAUAUGCUGGAACCCUGUUAGAAAGGACUGAAAAUUCAAUGUCAGAGCCAGUACGGGCCGGCUCUAGUGUGCUCAUCCUAAAGCUAAUAUUAUCCUAGAAUACUUGUAUUAUAGGGACAGAUCUAAGGAUGUAGUCUCCCACAAGCAUUGAUUGUGAAUGUCUCAAUUGUGCACACUUAAUUUCACCAGCAGAUGGGAGUGUUGGCUUUGACCACAUUUGAACAUAUUCUCUCAUCCUCACUGAGAAACACCCAACCUUUUAUGUUUAAAGCUCAUUGAUUGCACAUUUACUGCUGUCAUAUUGAUAACUUUAUAUAUUUUAUGUUUUGUUUAUUUUAAGCCAUAGGUUUAUAAGCAGAGAGGGAAAAUACAAUUUUAUUUACAUGAAAACUUCAGAUGGUAUUGAAUGGAUAAACUUGAACUAUUUACACAGUUCAAGUCAGUCACUUUUUAUGGGUCCAUAACAUGUUCAAAUAAUCUCAAGAACACUCAGUAUGGAUUCCUAUGUGCCUCAGUUGGCCUCUGUCUCAUAUAUCAUGUUUACAUUAUGCCUGAAAGCAGGCUGGCAACUUUCAGAAGAGGAGUAUUGAGGAGGCUUUCUCUGUUGUACAGUAGGGUCUGCGUCUCAUCAGAACUCAUUAGUGCACAAUUAGAUUUUGGUGAGUGAACAGCAGCCAGGGUCGAAACUCUACCCCCUGUUACCCCAUUCAUCAAUAUCCACCCCUCUCUCCCUCUAACCCAUUGUAGAACGAGCCCUAACUAACCCCGGAGCCUCGUGUCCCCCCCCCCCCCAGCUGAGCACAGGGCCUUGAGAUCGUUUAAACAGAACAUUCCACAAUAACACUUGCCCCUGUUUCAGAGAGAGGCCAGGUCCACGUGGGCUGCAAGCAUUUUACACAAUGGAUGACAGGAUCCAGGUUCUAGAUUUCUGUCUCCAGGUUGACAUGGGUUGUUGUUGAGCUCAAAUUCUAAACUUGGUAAACUCUCCAUGAACAAAAUGUAGUUUACUAGGUCAUGAAAAUGAAACAAGAACACUAAAAUGAUUCUCCAGACAACUUAUCUAAGCGAAUGAGUAGUUACCAAACAAGGACUAACUCCACUAGUAACACCAAAGGGAGAACAUAAUAGAAUAUUGCGUGCGCCAGAAGGUUUAUUCUCUAGAUGAGGGGAUUUGAAUGAUGUAGGACAGUAAAGUUGGGCCAGUGUUUUGAAUCGCUCACAUUUCUGGUAAAUGGCUCCUUUGACUGAUCGACUUUCCUGUGUGAUGCAGCUGCUUCCCUAAUAACAGGACAGGGCUGGCGGUGCUGACAGAUUUGCUUCCGUUUACUGAACCACACCUCUCAGAGGAGACGGUGACACACCCGGUAGUAUCACCCGUCUCUGGUGCAUCGUGCAUGGCAGCCAUUUUGGGCAGUUGUGUGGUCACUGUGGAAACGGCUGUGCCUGUGACCUCGCCAUAAUGCUUGAGUAAGUGAAUACUGGGUCAGUUCCCUGAGUUUUUCCUGAUCAUGUGAUCUAACCAGAAAAAACACUGGUUAAAGUCUAUAAGGCCACUGUUGUAGUAAGUUCAGCCGGCUUACACUUCAUAAAAAUCAGGCUAAACACUAGACUAUGGGAGAAAUGAACAGUUACCGUUCCGUCUCUUUGUCAUUGACUCCACCUGUUGCCGAUCUCUGUUUUUGCUUAAUGCCCUUGUUUGGUUUUACCUUUACAUUGUGUGGUGAAGGCAAGAGAUGUCCUGCUCCUUCAAGACAAUAAAUCAUCUUGUCAGUUUGAGUCCCUCUGGUUACAUGUCAAGUCUGUUUUGUAGUGAUCAAUGGACGGCCCAUGUUUUUCACAUUUUUAAGGUUUGGAGCUGUGGAGAACUCAGCGGUCUGUGGUGGAUCUUCCAUGGAAACAGCACUGCCCGACAUGGAGAAAAACUGGGAUGAGGAUUGAUGACACUUCUUCUCUCUGACUGGCCUUGAUUUGAUCUGGUCCGAACCAAAUCUGAACCAAUCGUAUGUUUCGUUCAAAUCCGGUCCGGACUAUAUGUGGCCCAUAUGUGGUUCAGAUUUAACAUGGUCCCCAGACUCGAGUUGCUGGUGCAUAGAGCUUGUUAAAACUGCUACAAAGUGGGACUUGAAAGUUGUGUGGUUAAAAUCGAGGCGGGAGAGGAAGCGAGCCUGCUACUGCUGUAUCAGGCCUUUGAUAAAGGGCAAAAAUCGGCAAUAAGAACAUUUAUUUAUCACAUUGACCAAAUUCUUUUUGGGAAGCCCAAUUUGAUUCUGAGCUCGGACAUAUUAAGUUUACAUGCGAGAACUAUUUCUAAGAUGUGUACUUUCAGUUUUUCCAAACUCACUUCCUUGUUUAAAUCGUCCACAAUGUAGGGGGGAGUUUCUAAGGGUAGUGCUAGAUGGCGACGGACUGAGAGAUCAGCCAAUUAAAACCGCUCCUGCCAUAGGACUGGACUUGACUGGGAGUCUGAAGCUCUGUGAUACCAGACUUCUCGACAAAGAGUGAGCCAGCUGGUGGGUGAGAGCAGUUCAGAUUUGGCCAGAACAUAGACGUCUAUAAUUGGUAAAGAUUUUUGUUUGACCAGCAUAGUAUAGUACAGUGAAAAGUAUAGUACAAUACAGUAGGGUAAAAUAUACUUCAGUAUAGUGCAGUAUAAUGUACAAUAUUGUACCCUUUAAUGUACUCCAAUCUACUGCACUAAACUGUACUGAAUUAAACUACUGUAUUGUACUCUGCUGAAAUAAACUAAUGCACCAUACUGUACUCUACUGAAUACAACUACUCUACUGUAUUAAACUGUACUAUACUGUACCAUACUAUACUGUACUCUGCUGAAUGCAACUCUACUUUACCAUACUGUGCUCUACUGUAUUAAACUGUGCAGUACUGUGCUGUUCAUACUUGUGAAACAGCCUAGACAGCUAUGAUUCGUUCAGAUUUGGUCCGUUCCGAGUCAACCAAAUGUUUACUUGUCUGGGGAUGGAGCUCAUUGUAAUAAUACCCAGUAUGCUUUGUAAGUGUUGUUUUUACAUUUUGGUCGUUCAGCAAACGCUGUUAUCCAGAGUGACUUACAAGCAGUGCAUUCAACUAAGGUAGAUAACAACAAUCGUUACUGAGAAUAUUAUGGUAGUUGAAGUGGUCUGUUACAGGUUUAAUGUCAGUCGGGCUACUUUGACCAUCAUUGGUGACAGUUUUUAAGCUUUUAAAACCAUAAAUUAAAUUCUAGUGAUGUGUAUUGAUUUUAUUUUUUUGGGCUCCUGAAUGGCUCUGUGUCCUAAAUGCUUAAAAAUGUACCUAGAGCCAUGAAAAAAAAAAUGCUCAUCUCUAAUGUAAAGCCCCAAAAGCAGUCUAUCAUUAUGUCAGAUUGUGAAAUGUGCAUUCAAAUACAUUUUUACCUGGCCAAAUUGUUGCAGUGAGUUAAAAAUAAACAAUCUCCCCACUA
Molecule: messenger RNA, 7814 nt
Organism: Salvelinus fontinalis (brook trout)
Lineage: Eukaryota; Metazoa; Chordata; Actinopteri; Salmoniformes; Salmonidae
Product: zinc finger protein 420-like
Exons: 4
Coding region: 498-3896 (1132 amino acids)
Source: RefSeq, a predicted model, not a curated record